Molecule: messenger RNA, 2622 nt
Organism: Brenthis ino (lesser marbled fritillary)
Lineage: Eukaryota; Metazoa; Arthropoda; Insecta; Lepidoptera; Nymphalidae
Source: the annotation of a GenBank genome assembly
AUGCAAAGUGAAAAUAACGAAUGUCCUCAAAAAUGUGACUGUUUAGAGCAAUAUGUAGACUGCUCAAAGAAAAAUUUGGUGUUAGUGCCAAGAAUUCCAAAGUGGGUGGAACAAUUAGACCUAAGUUAUAAUAAAUUGAGUAAAGAUGUGAGCGACGGUUUCAAAGAAUUAUCGUUUUUAAAAAUUUUAAAGCUGGAUAAGAAUGUCUUGGGUCGUAUUCCUGACUUUCAACAUCAUAAUGAAUUGCAAGAAGUAAGCCUAAAUAGAAAUAGUAUCAAUGCUAUAGAUACAGGCCAUUUUCCAGUUAAUAGUUCAAUCAAAUCCUUGAGCUUAAACAGCAACCACAUUAGAUUAAUUGAAGAUGGAGCCCUUAAUAAUUUAACAAAUUUAAUGAUAUUAAAACUGAAUAGAAAUGAAUUAACAUCUCUACCUAACCAUUUGUUUAUGCACCAGUCCAACCUGAAAGUGUUAGAACUUAACCACAACAACCUUCAUAGUUUAAAUGGUCUUCUAUUUCAAGGCCUCUCCAGUUUAACUACUUUAAAAAUCAAAUAUAAUAAUAUUGAAAACAUUAUGGAUGGAGCAUUUUUUGGAUUUAAAUCUGUUAACCUUUUGCAAUUAGAUCAUAACAAGAUCAAAAAUAUAUCUAAAGGUUGGAUGUAUGGACUAGAGUCUUUGACAAUUUUAUCGUUGUCGAACAAUUUUAUUUCACAAAAUAUUGAUUCUGGUAGCUGGGAAUUAUGCACUAAUUUAGAAGAUUUAGAUUUGUCUCAUAAUCAUCUAAUGGAAGUAGAGGGUAGAACGUUUCAACAUUUAACUAAUUUGCACACACUUAAUUUGAGCAAUAAUAAUAUAUCUGCUAUUUCACAAGAAGCUUUUAGUCACAUGGUUCAGUUACAAACACUACAUUUAAAUAAUAACAAGGUAUCUUGGACAGUUGAAGAUAUGUCUGGCCCAUUUUCUAAAUUGCAAAACCUUAUGAUCUUCAAUUUAUCAGCAAAUCACAUCAAAUCCAUCAGUUCUAGAGCCUUUGAAGGUCUUUCAAAUUUAAUUGAAUUAGACUUGAGAGCAAAUAACAUCACUUCAAUACAACAACAUGCAUUUGACUCAUUGACUAAAAUACGUAAACUUUAUAUGAAUUCUUCAUCAUUAUUAUGUGAUUGCAAUUUACUAUGGAUGGUUAAAUGGAUAAGAGAGAAAGCAGGGCAAAAAUUUGUAACAGCAACAUGUGCUUAUCCAUCUGAAAUACGAGGUGUGACUAUUUCAAGACUUAAAGAAGAUAAUUGUGGAGACUCUCCAAAACCAAAAAUUACAGAACAUCCAAAAUCUCAUCUGGCUAUAAAAAAUAGAUUAGCAAAUUUAGUGUGUUCUGCUACAUCCAAUCCUUUCAGUAAUAUGACAUUUGUAUGGCGAAAAAAUAAUGGCAAUGUCAGUAAUCCAACAGUGUAUGAAAAUGUAACAAUAACUGAAAAUGGUAAACCACAUGCAACUUCAGUUCUGGUUAUACCAGAUGUGUCUCAUUCAGAUUCUGGUAAAUACCAAUGUGUGGUUAGUAACAAAUUUGGGACGACAUACUCUUCAAAGGCAAAAGUUAAUAUAGUAACGUUCCCUCGUUUUAUAAAAACACCUACUAAUGUAACUGUAAAAACUGGGGAAACAGUUACCCUAAACUGUGCUGCCACAGGAGAUCCACCACCAGAGAUUUCAUGGAAAAAAGAUGGUGGCAAUGAUUUUCCAGCUGCACGAGAGAGACGCAUGAAUGUUAUGCCAACUGAUCAUCUAUUUUUUAUUGUCAAUGCAAAAACUACAGAUAUGGGAAUAUAUAGCUGUGCUGCAAAAAAUCCAGCUGGUACUAUAAUAUCAAAUGCUACUCUUACUGUAUUGCAGGAGCCCUCAUUUAUUAGAGUUCUAGAAAAUAAAGAAGUGACAAGUGGAGAUUCAGUUGUUUUACAAUGUAUGAUUACAGGUUCACCAAAGCCAGUAUUGAAAUGGUUAAAGAAUGGAAGUCCAAUUGUUCCUACUGAACGCCACUUCUUUACAGCUGAUGAUCAGUUAUUAGUUAUUAUAGGUUCAGAAGCUAAUGAUGCAGGUCAAUAUGAAUGUGAAAUUACAAAUGAACUUGGAACAAAAAAGGACAUGAUUGAACUAAAAGUAUUACCACCUGUAGCGAUACUAGUGAAAGAAGAGGAUAUGACAGGAAUAAUAAUAAUAACAGUUGUGUGUUGUGCAGUGGGGACUUCCAUAAUAUGGGUGGUAAUUAUAUAUCACACUAGGCGACGCAUGGCUGGACCUGUGCAUAAUUAUCCUGCAGAAAGUGUGAAAAUGACUCAAGUAGUACACAGUGACAGUGAUUCUCCUCACAUGUUCCCGGACAAUUUAUCUGAACAUUCAUCAUGCAAAGAUAGUGGAACAGGUGACUCUGCCAAACAAACGAGUUUUGAUGGUGUGCCCACCGAUAGAAGUGAGCAAGUUCAUUUUGAAACAGCAGUUUGUCAAAGUUACUCACCAGUGCCAGAAGCUCAUAAGCUUCUUCCUUCAUCUUUUAAGCCGUCUAUACAAGUGUGUGUGAAUAAUUGUGUCACACCUGCUACUUAUAGUUUUUCUAGUCACAGUAGUAAUGUU